Rubroshorea leprosula is the source of this 1222-nucleotide messenger RNA. The record is from the annotation of a GenBank genome assembly. Lineage: Eukaryota; Viridiplantae; Streptophyta; Magnoliopsida; Malvales; Dipterocarpaceae.
GCGUGUUUCUGCUCUUCUUCCUCCCGACCCUCUGCAACCCGACGAACUGCCUAGCCACCGCCACCCAUUUCCGGCCUGGAAUACCGGUAAAACUUGGGGAUUUCUCCCUAUUUUCUUGUUCUAAAACACUUGUUAAAUCCAUAAUUUUCCAGAUCUGCGUUGCUUUGCGUCUUCCUCUUCUACUGUCCGCGAGUUCUGCUGUGUGAGGUGCGAAUUUUGAGCUUUUUUCGGAGUUUUGCCGUGAAUUCCUCCAAAUCCCGUCAGCUUCCAUGUUCGCCGGACCCGGCUUUUGGUUGCCGGAAAAUUCUGGUAUGUUGCCGGCUCUUCCAAGUUCAAUUUAUCCAUAUAGUUGCUGCCUUGUGUUGUUUGGAUUUUCUGCUUUUGAGUUGCCCUUUUGUUGUCCGAAACCUGCUGGAAGUAGGGGAUGAAUUUGGCAACCCUUUAAAUGUGUUUUGUUGUUUAAAUUAUGUGGAAAUUACUUGAAUUGGCUGCUGUGAUGUUUUGUGUGAAAAUCCCGUGUGUGUGAGUUGUGGUUUGCCAAAGCCAUGCUCUCCUGCUCGUGAGAAAUAGGGGAAAUUUUGGUAGCUUAAGUUAUGUUUUCAAGCUUGGUUUAAGUGUAAAUUAGCUUGAAUUGGGUUGUUGUGAUUUUGGAGAAAAUCCCGUGAGAUUAGUUAUUGUUUUGCUAAUUUUGGAAGUUGAGGUUACUGUUUACGGGUACUGUUCACACACCGAGGGUCAAGGCACUGUUCACACACUCAGGGUCAACAACUAACGGGGAUUUAAAUAUUUAGUUUGUAAUAUAAGAAUAAAUUUGGAGAUGUUUGAUCAUGUGGAGAUUGAUAGAAAUAGCACCGUGAUUAGGGGUAGUGCUAAUGAUAAUUUCACUUUGAAAUUGUGGUAGUGAGGUAUUAAUUCUUGGAUAUUUUGAUUAGGUUCUUGAUCGUUCUGUCAGUUUAGCACUGAGUUCGAGUUUUUGGUUUUAUGCGAGUGAGGAAGCGAAAUCGAGGACGAGAAAACCAAGGGGAGUGAUGAGAUAGAAAGCUAGCCAUUCUAAGUGGAUAUAAGUUUUAGAUUUUAUCAUCCUUUUGUAAGUUAGAUUUUAUUCUUCAGAAUUGUGAUUUGCAUAAGUUCCAAGCCUUGUGCGUUUGUGGGACUUGUCUCAUGAGUGCACAGCGUCUGCCACGUCCUCGAAUUUGGAUUCUGAGGCGUGACAAUGAGUUUU